This is a messenger RNA of Stegostoma tigrinum, 1313 nucleotides long. RefSeq names its product probable G-protein coupled receptor 139. Gene Ontology annotation, molecular function: G protein-coupled receptor activity. The record is from RefSeq and is a predicted model, not a curated record. Gene Ontology annotation, biological process: G protein-coupled receptor signaling pathway. The transcript is spliced from 4 exons. Gene Ontology annotation, cellular component: membrane. The coding region runs from base 51 to 1313 and encodes 420 amino acids. NCBI's taxonomy places the organism in Eukaryota, Metazoa, Chordata, Chondrichthyes, Orectolobiformes, Stegostomatidae.
UAUACUUAACAAGAGUCAUCAAAAUAACUAUUAUUUAUCAAAGGGAAAUCAUGUCUCUGAGCUUUUGGAUCAAGCUGAAGAUUCUGUGGGUGAUUACUGAUGUUCAGAAGAUCUACUACCCAGUCUUAGCCACGUUUGGUGUCCCAGUUAACAUGAUUGCAAUAAUGAUCCUGGUUCGGGGAAAGUGUGGCCUUUCCAAAUGUGUCACUUAUUACCUGGUGGCCAUGGCAGCAGCGGAUCUCUUGGUUAUUAUCUUCGAUCUGAUACUACGACAAAUUCCUAUCACAUAUCGGGACGAGUUUCUUUUCCUGCUUUAUAUUCACUUGUGCAACAUCCAUGCUGUUAUACUUUAUGCUGCCACAGACUGUUCUGUCUGGUUCACCGUCAUGUUCACCUUUGAUCGCUUUGUGGCCAUAUGCUGCCAAAAGCUGAGAAAUAAACAUUGCACCAAGAAAACAGCGUGUGCGAUUUUAGGAACAGUGACUGUGAUGAGUUGCUUGAAGAACAUUUUCUGGUAUUUCAUGUAUUACAACAAAUACUGGCUUUCUAAUAGCCCAUGGUUUUGUCGAGUACCUCCAAAUGUAAGUUCUUCAAUUGUCUGGACUAUUAUUGAAUUAAUGCACUAUAUAAUAACACCAUUUGUUCCAUUUAUUUUGAUUCUACUGUUAAACGCAUUGACAGUCAGAAACAUUAUAUCAGCCAACAGAGCUCGGAGGAGAGUCCUGGGUCAUACGCCUGGGGCCAGUGCCAGUGACGCAGAGAUGUUGAGUCGGAGGAAAUCCAUGAUUAUGUUAUUCAUCAUAUCUGGCAAUUUCAUCGUGCUGUGGGUGGUAUUCAUUGCUGAUUCCAUAUUGAAACGAUUUGAUUACUUGGGAUAUCCAGUUCCUCUGCCAACAUUCGUAAGGGAGAUUGGCUUCAUGCUCCAGCUCCUGAGUUGCUGCACCAACACCUUUAUUUAUGCAGUUACCCAGAGGAAAUUCAGAGAAGAAUUGAAGAAUGGAAUAAUGUUUCCCAUCACGAAGGUUCGUUUUUCAGAGGCCUUCACAGACUUGAGGCAAGAGCCAGACUCUGACUUGGUUACAAAACCACAAUCCUUUAUUAUUAAGCAAGUACAAGCUGCGAGGAUCACUGUACACAACCCGGCACAGAGUGCUGAGCAUCGUGAGCGAUUCUCCCUGAACAGGGGACAAUCCGUGCUUUUAUACCCUUGGAAUCGGCAGAUGGAUCCAGCCACUCUGUCCUCGAACUUUGACAGCCAUGAGCGUCUGAAGGAGUAUCUGGGGGUCCGAGCUUGGAGCGAUCCCAGUCAUUGA